This is a messenger RNA of Pelagomonas calceolata, 1101 nucleotides long. NCBI's taxonomy places the organism in Eukaryota, Pelagophyceae, Pelagomonadales, Pelagomonadaceae. The record is from the annotation of a GenBank genome assembly.
CACGCAAGCCGAGGGCAGGCAGCCUUUUAUGUUGCUAGGUGCGGCCAUUCCAUACCUCAAGGGACGCAUUCGUGCCCGUCACAAGGCAGGCUGCCCACUGCGACCAUGUGUUCCAUCGAUAGGCAUACCUAGGGGCAGCAAUGAGAGAUGCAUAGGCUGCCCAUCCAGCUAUGGCUCGUCGCCGCCUGUGCAAGAGCCUCACUCGAAGGCUGGAAUAGCAUCUGUGCCGACGGCUCACGAUUUAAAGUAAAACGCUGCUCUGCGGACCUCGCAGAAACUAUCAGAGGAUGCGGCGGCCGCCGCCUGGUGCCAGCGACGAAGUGCACGAACCUCGCCGUCGCGGGAGCAGCCUCGCAGGCGGUAAAUUGGGCGUUGAUGCUAGCUGGUGGGCUGGCGCAACACGUCCAUACGCGCACCGUGGCAUCGCUGCUCACCGUGAAGGAUUUCUCGAGGAACAGUCGUCCGAAAGGCAUGAGUGGGCCACAGUACCGCAAGCGUCCGCUCCUUGGUCGCAACGACGUCGGGAGGCCUACGUGCUUCUUCUGGACCCUGCGAGAGCCGGCGAAGCGAAUUGAAAGCGGCUAUCGGCACGCAGUCCAGUUGAUGGCAUCUCACCCGCUUUUCUCAGUGCGACGUCCGCCGCCGCUCGACGAUCUCAUGGCAGCGUGGCGCGCCAACGCGACCCGUCGACCAAAAGCGAUACAAGAAAACUUCAUGCGGACCCAGAUCGGCUAUCUACGUGGAGGCAUCGAUCUCUGUCGGCGAAAGGCGAUACAAAUCGUGCCCCUCUGCACGGAAACGCUGACCGACGACUGGGCCGCCGCGGCCACGCGGGUCCUCGGCGAUCCGGAUGCGAGGCUGCCGCAGGCGCACGCGCGGGCGAUCGAUAGCGACCCGCGGCUGCAAAGUGAGUCGACGCUCUCGUACGAGAACAGGCGCUGGGUCAAUAGAGAGGUGUUCCUCGCGGACCACGUCGUCUGGCGAGUCUUGUGCGGCGGCCGAAAUGCAUCGACCCCGUAUGCACCGACGAAGACUCUGAGUAGACGGCCUCCGACUCGUUACACGGGCCGCUGCAGCCGCCCACACAAUCGACACUUGCCC